This is a messenger RNA of Rhagoletis pomonella (apple maggot), 538 nucleotides long. RefSeq names its product molybdopterin synthase sulfur carrier subunit (gene Mocs2A). NCBI's taxonomy places the organism in Eukaryota, Metazoa, Arthropoda, Insecta, Diptera, Tephritidae. The record is from RefSeq and is a predicted model, not a curated record. The transcript has a single exon. Gene Ontology annotation, biological process: Mo-molybdopterin cofactor biosynthetic process. Gene Ontology annotation, cellular component: cytosol. Bases 121 to 399 code for a protein of 92 amino acids.
CGAUAUACUUUUAGCGUAACUACCUGCUGAUUGGUGCAAAAGUGCUGUUUUGUUUUCGUCGAAAAUUAAAUAUUACCAUUUUAUUUUUAGCGUGCAUUCAGCCUACAUUCUCGAGCUCUAAUGAACGAAUCUGAUAGUGAAGAUUUUGUUACUGUUAAGUUACUAUUUUUCGCUAAAGCACGAGAUCUCGCUGGUGUAGAUUCCACUUCGUUGGUUCUGAAACGUCGAAUAUCUGCAUCUGAAAUUUCGGAACAGAUCUGCUUAAACUACAAUUUAGAUUCUAUUAAAAAUAAUUUUAUAAUUGCAAUCAAUGAGGCAUAUUGUGAAAAUUUGUUGGAAAGUUUAGAACUGCGCGAAGGUGACGAAAUCGCAAUUAUCCCACCCAUUAGUGGGGGCUAGCAGCACAAUGGCAAAUUUUUUACUGAUAACCCGAGAGCCUCUUGACGUGGGUGCGAUAAGCACUUUGGUAUCGCAUGAGAAGUGUGGUGCGAUUUCGUUAUUUGUAGGAACUACUCGGAAUUCUUUUGAAGGUAAAACG